Messenger RNA from Salvelinus sp. IW2-2015, 1280 nucleotides. RefSeq names its product mitochondrial ribosomal protein L10 (gene mrpl10). Gene Ontology annotation, cellular component: mitochondrial large ribosomal subunit. The record is from RefSeq and is a predicted model, not a curated record. Gene Ontology annotation, biological process: translation. NCBI's taxonomy places the organism in Eukaryota, Metazoa, Chordata, Actinopteri, Salmoniformes, Salmonidae. Gene Ontology annotation, molecular function: structural constituent of ribosome.
GAUCGCGGCAUUGAAAGUGCCAAACUACCGACACUACUUUCCGCGUUCAAAACAACUGGGAAAACUCAACUUGAACGGUCAAGUAACUCGGGGCAUUUCUAGACCUGAAAAUCAAGGCURCAUGACUUGACCUCGUAUAUUUUUCCGAGUUCCCAGUUGUUUUGAACGUAGGAACUGUAAUCGGUGUCUGACGUAUGAUUCACGCCCCCCAUUCCAACGCUUCCUGACAAAGAUGGCGGCGACCUUGUGUGGCAGGCUUUUACCAAAACAGGGGUGGCUUCCCCUGACACAGAGUGUCCGGCAUGGCUCUAAGGCAGUCACGCGUCACAGGAAGCCCAUGCACAUCCUCAAACAGAAGCUGAUGGCUAUCACUGAAUACAUUCCACCCAAACCUGCAGCUCCCCCCGGGGCUCUGACCCCCCGCGUCAAACCAGUUCAGGAGGAAAGUGGUCUGGUGUUGCUCUUGAAGAAGGAUUUGCAGACCAUGUUCCAGGACUGUAAGAUGAUCGCUGUGAUCCAAAACAACGCCACCAAUUCAGAGGACAUGCUGCUUCUCAAGCACAGGCUCCACAAGCAUGGCAUCAAAAUCAAGUUUAUCCCCAACCAGGUGAUGAGGUCCUACCUGCCAGACAGCCCUUACAUUAACAUGGGGCCUCUAUUCAUCGGCCAGACAGUUCUAUUUGUUAGUAAAGAGCCAAAGGUGAAGGAAAUGCUUUUGAGUUUGAGGACCAGCCCRCAGAUGGUAUUAUUGGGGGCCUGUAUAGAGAAGAUAUUGCUAAGUCGGCAGGGGGUGUUGAACUAUGCCAAGCUGCCYUCAGUGACCGUGGUACAGGGAGAGCUGGUGAGUGGCCUGACCAUGCUGACCUCGCAYACAGCCUCCAUGUUGCAGCGCCACCCGGCCCACCUCUCAUUGAUACUCCAGCAGUACCUCAAACAGCAGGCUCCCGCAGGCAGUACCAACGGGACCCCAGGGGAGAGCCCCCCCAAGGCAGAGGAGARUGCUUAGGUCUAGAAGAUUCACGCCCGUGGGGGAGGGGAAGGAUGUCGGCAGCACUAUGGCUACUGGGAGGUCAUGUCUGCAGAUUUAAGGUCUGCCUCUGUGACCUGGAGGUCAUACAAUGUACAGUACAACAUGAACCGCUACAACACCUCUUGAGAGCAACUCUUGGAGAAAACAUGUUUUUGUUCCUUUUGUUCAUUAUUUUGAUUACUACUCAUGUUCUGUUCUAAGGCCUCUUUGACCAUAUCAAAAAUAAAUGGUGUCAAUGUUUAAAAUAUUG